GAGGCGGUCCUCAUCAAGAGUCUAAAAUAAGAAAAGUUUUAGUCAGUUUUUUGUUGUGUUAUUCCUGAAUCUAGUUGGGACAUUAUAUUCUGUUUAAAACUAUGGCUUCUUCCGAUGUCGCUCGGCAGCCGCAUAAGGCAGUUCGGCCCCUAUCCCUGGCCGGCCAUGUGGGCUUUGAUAGUCUCCCAGAUCAGCUCGUCAACAAAUCCAUCUGCCAGGGCUUCUGCUUCAAUAUCCUCUGCAUCGGUGAGACCGGUAUUGGCAAGUCUACCCUGAUGGACACUCUGUUCAAUACCAACUUUGAGAACUUUGAGUCGUCCCACUUUGAGCCUCAGGUGAAGCUGCGGGCUCAAACCUAUGACCUGCAGGAAAGUAACGUCAGACUACGCCUCACCGUGGUGAACACGGUGGGCUUUGGAGACCAAAUGAACAAACAGGAGAGUUAUCAGCCGGUGGUGGACUACAUCGACAGACAGUUUGAGAGUUAUCUGCAGGAAGAGCUCAAAAUCAAGCGCUCCCUUCACAACUACCAUGACUCACGAGUCCACGCCUGCCUGUACUUCAUCUCCCCCUCCGGUCACUCACUCAAAUCCCUGGACCUGGUCACCAUGAAGAAACUGGACAGCAAAGUGAACAUCAUCCCAGUCAUCGCCAAAGCUGACACCAUCAGUAAGAGCGAGCUGCACAAGUUCAAAAUCAAAAUCAUGAGCGAGCUGGUCAGCAACGGUGUCCAGAUCUACCAGUUCCCCCUGGAUGAUGAGACAGUAGCCAAAGUCAACACUACAAUGAAUGGUCAUUUGCCAUUCGCUGUGGUCGGCAGCACAGAGGAAGUCUCUGUUGGAAAUAAGAUGGUGAAGGCUCGCCAGUAUCCCUGGGGUGUAGUACAAGUGGAGAAUGAGAACCACUGUGACUUUGUGAAGCUGAGAGAGAUGCUGAUCUGUGUAAACAUGGAGGACCUGAGAGAGCAGACACACACUCGACACUAUGAGCUGUACAGACGCUGCAAACUGGAGGAAAUGGGAUUCAAAGACACCGACCCAGAGUGCAAACCUGUCAGUUUGCAGCAGACUUAUGAAGCCAAGCGUCAGGAGUUCCUGGUGGAGCUGCAGAAGAGAGAGGAUGAGAUGAGGCAGAUGUUUGUGCAGAGGGUGAAGGAGAAGGAGUCUGAGCUGAAGGAGGCUGAGAGAGAGCUGCAGAGCCGUUUUGAGCAGCUCAAGCGCCUCCAUGCAGAGGAGAAGUCGGCUCUGGAGGAGAAGAAGAGACUCCUGGAUGAUGACCAGAGUUCCUUCAGCAAGAGACGUGCUGCUGCUCAGCUGCUGCAGGCUCAGAGCCUCACCGCCAACGGCAAGAAGGACAAAGACCGCAAGAAUUCUGGCUUCAUGUGAAGACUUCUGGAUCUGAAGUAAAUUCCAGUGUGACCUGUGACAUUCAGACCUGUCACAUCCUUUCCAGCUCUUUGUGGCCAGUCUCAAACACUAACCAGGAAAGCCCCACACAUACACAAAUACACACACCAGCAGUGCGUGCGAGUUUGUUUUUCGUGCCAAAGUUAAGAUGACUGUUCCCAAGACUCCUGCGCACACUUUCCUCUGUGUUAUUUUUAAUCUUCUUUGUGGGUUUUAUACCUCUUUUGUGUAAUAUUUUAUAUUUAUCCUUUCAUUUUUAUAUCAAGUGUUUAUUUUCCAUAUACCUCCUUUUUUUGUAACAUUUUCCCAGACUGAGGGACUUCUCAGUGAAUUGAUUUUAACUACAGCCUCCACACUAGAUCCUGCACACAGAUUAAAGCACCUGGAUAGCUAUUAACAAUACAGAAAGUAAGAGACACUCUAGUCUCUAGUGAAUUAUAAAAUCACACUUUUCUAAUGCACCAUUCAAGUUUUUGAUAAUGAGACAGUUAGACAUCCAUAACAUGCUGAUAAUUUAUUAUAAAACCAUAACCAGGUUUUUAAGUUUGGUAGCAAUUUUACAUGUUGGUCUGAUGCCUGAACAAUAAUAUCACACUAAGAUUCUGACUCCGUCUCACCUACUAAACUAAAUGUUUGGCCUUCUGUGAUCACUGUAAUACAUUAUUCCUGUAAUUAUCAUGCCCAAUUUACCAAGAACAGAAAAUUAGUUUAAAUCAUGAAAUACUACUAAAUGAGCCAAUUUAGAUUUGUAUGAAAUAUGUUAUUGUUCAUAUAAUUCCAUCAGUGUUUUAUUCAUAUCAAAGGUUUACAGUCUGGAUAUCCAGCAAAACACUGUAUACAGCACAUCACAACCCAUCUGCUAUUUUGAACUAUGCUAGUUUCUAAUAAAUGUUGACACUAUCUACAGGAGUUGGUUAGAUGAGUUGUCCCUAACGCUGGCCAUUCAUUAAACCACAGAGAGAAAAACAAUCAUUUAAUGGCAGAAAUAGUUUUAAAAUCAUCGUCUGCGUUGAGAAUGACAGGAAGCUUCGUGAUCCUCACUGUACGUGUAAUCGUCUUACCAUGUACAUGUUUGAAUGCCAGAAAGCCAUGACUUACUAAAAUAAUGACAGGAACCAUGUCUGAAAACUGUGUUAAGUGAUCAUUUCUGAAUCUAGUGCAUUUAUCAUCAAGAGUUGUCAUAACCUUUUCUGUAUUAUCAUUAUAAGGUCAGACAUUGUUGUCAUAUCUGGUUUGGUUUCUUUUACCUGCUAUAAACCAGUGUUAGAAAAAUCAGCAGGAGCCACACUGAUCCUCCUCUAGUUGUUCCAAAGGGAAAGUUAUUUCCAAACUUUUUCUCUCCUAUGACAGUUUUACGGUUUUUCUUGGAGGUUGAUGUUUUGUUUUGGAUUAGGUACAUGUUACAGUACAUAUAUAUAUUUAUAUAUAUAUAUAUAUAUUGUGUUUUACUUGCUCCCUUAUUUUAUUCCUACUGACACAAACUGUUAAAGUUUGCAAUGCAGUCUGUCUUGAAAAGAGCUGACUCAUGGAAAAAUAAUGCAUUAUGGAUUCAGUGUUUGUGGAGGUGGAGGAAGAGGAGAGAGGAAGAUGCAUUUAUUUAACUAUUUUUAAACUUCACUUCUCUCUGGAGUCAUGAUUAGACAGGGAUUCACUCCUCAUUCCAUUUAACAGUACAGUGGUGCUGGUUUCCAGUAAAAGUGUGAUAUUUAAACCGCCAUUUACUCACAAACACUGCCAAUUUAUAUUUACACUAGUGCUUAAGAUGUGUUAGUGCCUUACAUGUGUGCUUACUAUAGAAAUACACUAUCCACUAUUAACUUGUACAUCCAGGGAAACACAACGAUGCCUGAUGGAGUGAAGUAGUUUUUUCAAAGACACAUUUGUACUACACUUAUAUUUAUGGAAUAAACAGUGUUACUUGGGAGCCUUUAUCCUUCUUUCUAAAUAAAUCUUUGUAUUUUUGUC
Messenger RNA from Scomber japonicus (chub mackerel), 3371 nucleotides. RefSeq names its product septin 10 (gene septin10). The record is from RefSeq and is a predicted model, not a curated record. Gene Ontology annotation, biological process: cytoskeleton-dependent cytokinesis. Gene Ontology annotation, cellular component: microtubule cytoskeleton; septin ring; cell division site. Gene Ontology annotation, molecular function: GTPase activity; molecular adaptor activity; GTP binding. Lineage: Eukaryota; Metazoa; Chordata; Actinopteri; Scombriformes; Scombridae. Bases 102 to 1385 code for a protein of 427 amino acids. The transcript has 10 exons.